Messenger RNA from Agelaius phoeniceus (red-winged blackbird), 1456 nucleotides. The record is from RefSeq and is a predicted model, not a curated record. Lineage: Eukaryota; Metazoa; Chordata; Aves; Passeriformes; Icteridae.
GGCGUUUCCAUGGCCCGCCCGCGCUCCCCGCGCUAUUGAGCCGCGAUCUCAUGGCUGGAAUUCCGUGGACGCAGCUGCUGCAUCAGCGCCCGCCUGGCGAAUUCUGCUGCUCUGGUCAGAAGCAACCCCAUAAAUAGCGGGGCCGCCCGCGCCGCCCGGCACAGCGGAACCACACGGACAGCCCCUCGUUGGCGUGGCGUGUUCCAAUGUUGGAGCAGAGUUUCAUGGAUGUUCCUGGAGAGUGAAGAGGGGGCUCUCACUGCCAUCCCCUCCCUGGCUGAGGCAGCACAGCAGCUCCAGCUGCCGGGUUUGGUGUCCCCUGGGAUGCUGGAGCAAGGGAGAGGUGUCAGGUUUAUGUUGUGGGGAAAGAUGUCAGCAGCUGGAAGCUGAGAAAUUCCUGCUGGGAACAAAGGUGGGGCUGUGAGAUGGGAGCUCAGUGGCAACUGGGUGAGCUGCCCUGGGCAGAGGGCUCUGUGUCCCUUGGGAUGUGGCUCAGUCCAGUCCUUUGGGUGCCUGGGUGAGGAUUUGGGACCUGUGUGCAGGAGGGAGAGGAGGAUGGAUAACAGAGCUUGGACAUCCCUGGGGAUUUAUGCACUGGGGUCUGUGCUAACCCCUGCUGCCUGUUCUGUGCCAGCUUCAUCCUCUGUGUUUCAUUAUCAGCUGUAAAUCCUGGUCCCUCCGCCUUAACCUCCUGCAAUUUGGGUUUUCCAGGCACAAUGACUGAGCAGCAAAGUCCCCCCGAGCAGAUGGCGACUGGGGAGGGUGCUGGCGAGCGAGGUGGCACCUACAAGAUUACAAUCUACGAGCUGGAGAAUUUCCAGGGGAAAAGAUGUGAGCUGACAGAGGAGCUGCCCAACAUCACCGAGAAGGAGAUGGAGAAGGUGGGCUCCAUCCAGGUGGAGUCUGGCCCGUGGCUGGGCUUCGAGCGCCAGGCCUAUGCUGGGGAGCAGUUCGUGCUGGAGAAGGGCGACUACCCCCGCUGGGACUCGUGGUCCAACAGCCACAGCAGCGACAGCCUGAUGUCCAUCCGGCCCCUCCAGAUUGACAGCGCUGACCACAAGAUCCACCUGUUUGAGAACGCGGGCUACACCGGGCGCAAGAUGGAGAUCGUGGAUGACGAUGUGCCCAGCCUGUGGGCCCACGGCUUCCAGGACCGGGUGGCCAGCGUCAAGGCCCUGAAUGGAACGUGGGUGGGCUACGAGUACCCCGGGUACCGGGGCCGCCAGCACGUCUUUGAGAAGGGCGAGUACCGGCACUGGAACGAGUGGGACGCCAACCAGCCCCUGAUCCAGUCCGUGCGCCGCGUGCGGGACCAGCAGUGGCACCAGCGGGGCUCCUUCGAGAACAGCUGAGGGGGCCCGAGCCCGCCGGGGCCGCUCCAGGGCUCCCCCCGCUGCUGCUGCCGUGACCGUGGUGUUCUCUUUGUGCAAAAACCUCAAUAAAGCUCUGAGCUGGA